Molecule: messenger RNA, 1011 nt
Organism: Penicillium arizonense
Lineage: Eukaryota; Fungi; Ascomycota; Eurotiomycetes; Eurotiales; Aspergillaceae
Product: putative extracellular arabinanase
Exons: 4
Coding region: 1-1011 (336 amino acids)
Biological process (GO): carbohydrate metabolic process
Molecular function (GO): arabinan endo-1,5-alpha-L-arabinosidase activity
Source: RefSeq, a predicted model, not a curated record
AUGGUCAACCUUUUCCUCUUGUGUAUAGCUACACUUGCUAGCGCCUAUCCGGCGUGUGACAAUUCAUGUGCUAGCGCUUAUCCGGACCCCGGCCCUUGUACAGGGAACUGCUGGACACAUGAUCCUUCCAUGAUCCAGCGCGAGCUGGAUGGCAUAUACUUCCGCUUCUCGACUGGGUACGGGGUUAACACCAUGGUGUCGCCCUCGCUCGAGGGUCCAUGGGUGGAUUGGGGUGCAGCGCUGCCGGGUGGCUCAAGCAUUCAGCUGGAGGGUGUCGACAGCACGGACAUUUGGGCUCCAGAUCUGCACUAUGAGGAUGGCAUCUACUACAUGUACUACGUGGUGUCUAAGCUCGGCACGCAGACCUCGGAAAUUGGCGUGGCGACCUCUACGACGAUGGAACCAGGGACAUGGACCGAUCACGGCGUGAUUGGCCUGCCCCCAAAUGACGCCUACAACCGCAUCGACCCCAAUUGGAUCACUAUUGACGGCAAGCAGUACCUACAAUUCGGCUCCUACUGGGAGGACCUCUUCCAGGUCGAGCUUGCUAGCCCACUGGAGGUUAGCACUGCCAACCCGCCGCACCAGCUAGCCUAUAACGCCAGCCUGAACCACCGCGAGGAGGCCUCGUUCCUGUUUCAGCAUGGCGAUUACUACUAUCUCCUAUUUAGCGGCGGUAUUGCAGGCGGUUACACGGCGACUUACCCAGAUCCAGGUGAGGAGUACCGUAUCCAUAUGUGUCGUUCGACGAGUGGAACCGGGGACUUUUAUGACAAGGCUGGUACUUCGUGCUUGGAAUCUGGCGGCACUAUCUUACUAGAGAGCCAUGACCAGAUCUACGCUCCUGGUGGACAGGGUGUCCUCAAUGAUAAGGCUCUCGGCCACGUCCUAUACUAUCAGUACUAUCCGCUCGCGGCGAAGGAGGCUGGUGGAGAGGGUGACGCCGCCUACACGUACGGCUGGAACGAGCUGGGCUGGGAGGACGACUGGCCGUACGUGAAGGCCACCUGA